Molecule: messenger RNA, 423 nt
Organism: Symphalangus syndactylus (siamang)
Lineage: Eukaryota; Metazoa; Chordata; Mammalia; Primates; Hylobatidae
Product: glycosylation-dependent cell adhesion molecule 1-like
Source: RefSeq, a predicted model, not a curated record
AUGAAGUUCUUCACGGUCCUGCUGCUGGCCAGCCUAGCCUCCACCUCUCUCGCCAUCCUUGAUGAGCCAGAAGGUGAAAUUCACUCGGAGACUCAGCCUGCAGAUGCCUCUGCCCAGGUCACCCCUAGCAGCCACCCUAAAAAGGACCAUGUUUCCAAUGAAGACCUCUCUAAGGAGCCCUUCAUCUCCAAAGAAGAGUUGGUUUCCAAAGAGAAUGCUGUCAAAAGAGCAAAGAGUCAAAAGCCUAUAUCCCAAGAGGACAAUUUCAAAAAUGUUAAGCUCCAAUUAGAAGAGACUACAGAACUGGCUCCCAGGGCUGCAACCACCUCAGAGGGAAAACUUGCCAAACUGGGCCAUAAAAUCUGGAAGAAUCUGGACAAAGCAUCGAAAGGAAUCAAACUAUCUGAAAAACCUAAUCCCUAG